This is a messenger RNA of Mandrillus leucophaeus (drill), 2228 nucleotides long. RefSeq names its product transformer 2 alpha homolog (Drosophila) (gene TRA2A). Bases 911 to 1453 code for a protein of 180 amino acids. The transcript is spliced from 10 exons. Gene Ontology annotation, cellular component: spliceosomal complex. Gene Ontology annotation, molecular function: RNA binding. The record is from RefSeq and is a predicted model, not a curated record. NCBI's taxonomy places the organism in Eukaryota, Metazoa, Chordata, Mammalia, Primates, Cercopithecidae. Gene Ontology annotation, biological process: positive regulation of mRNA splicing, via spliceosome.
GCCCGCCCCCUUUACGUCGUGCUCUGAGGAGGCCAGGAGAUUUCUGGCGGCGCCGGCGCCAUUUUGCCGGAGCCUGCGACCGAGUGGGAGUGGAGUGGAGCGGCUGUGGUUGCCGACUCUUUCCUCUUCCCCACGGUCCAGUCAGCGGGUUAAUUAGGCCAUCGGCCCUCGAGCCGAGACUUGUCUCUUAUUUAGUUCUGGGGAGCGCCUCGUCGACAUGAGUGAUGUAGAGGAGAACAACUUCGAGGGCAGAUGAGCGGCCGCGUCUCUGUUGGAACCGGCGGCGUUGCGUCUAUAAAGGCGAAAGCCUUGAGGUUGAAGGUGGGACGAGCCUAAUGAAGUGGUUAAUGUUCGUGAAGAAAUUGAAGAGUUUUUUCCAAGAAUGUGGAAGAUAAAUCAAGAUAAAAGAAGGCUAAUGAAAAGUAUUAAAGAUCAGAAAAUUAAAAUUGAAUGGGGGAAAAAAUUGAACAGAAGAUUGGUCAGAUAGAAGCACUUGAAUUUUUUUUAAGGCUAUUUUGAAUUGUUUGAAUUGGGGAAGAAUACACGAAGUAUGAAAAAUGAAAAACUCAAUGAAGAAUGAAGAGAAGUAGAAAGCAAGAGUGAAGUAGAAUUAAAAGAAUCUGGAAGAAUGAAUGGGUCCUAGGAGUCUCGCUCUCAGUCAAAAUCUCCAACGGGAACUCCUGCUCGUGUAAAAUCGGAGAGCAGGUCAGGAUCUCGUAGUCCAUCAAGGGUUUCCAAACACUCUGAAUCCCAUUCUCGAUCAAGAUCAAAAUCCAGGUCGAGGUCAAGGAGGCAUUCUCAUAGACGUUACACUCGAUCCAGAUCCCACUCUCACUCUCAUAGGAGACGAUCUCGAAGUCGAUCAUACACACCAGAAUACCGGCGGCGAAGGAGCCGAAGCCAUUCUCCAAUGUCUAACCGGAGAAGACAUACUGGCAGCAGGGCAAAUCCAGAUCCCAACACUUGCCUUGGAGUGUUUGGCCUCAGUUUGUACACAACAGAGAGAGAUCUUCGUGAAGUAUUUUCUCGAUAUGGACCAUUGAGUGGUGUCAAUGUGGUUUAUGAUCAGCGAACUGGACGAUCUCGAGGAUUUGCAUUUGUGUAUUUUGAGAGAAUAGAUGACUCAAAGGAGGCUAUGGAAAGGGCAAAUGGAAUGGAGCUGGAUGGUAGAAGAAUUCGGGUGGAUUAUUCUAUCACCAAGAGAGCACACACACCAACACCAGGCAUCUACAUGGGCAGACCAACUCAUAGUGGUGGUGGUGGUGGAGGAGGAGGCGGUGGUGGAGGUGGAGGUGGUGGCAGACGUCGAGAUUCUUACUAUGAUAGAGGAUAUGAUCGUGGGUAUGACAGAUAUGAAGACUAUGAUUACCGGUACAGACGAUCACCUUCUCCUUAUUAUAGUCGAUACAGAUCACGAUCAAGAUCUCGUUCCUACAGCCCAAGACGCUAUUGAUAACGGAAUGGUUGUAAUUAAGGACAUUUUUUUCCUCUGUUUUCUUUUUUUCUUUUUUUCCUGAGACUUCCCCAAGCUUUGGAUUCUUCCUACUCCUUAAGAAAAAAAAUCUUUGAUUUAGCAUCUACACUUUUGUCAAUUGUGUUGCUGUUUUCCACCCCUUUUAAUUAUACUCUUAAAGAUGUAAUUGUUAUCAUUUUGAGCAGUUAAACAUCUUGAGUAUAAAAAGAACCCUAAUGUUAUGCUUUGUAAUUUUUUUUUUUUUUUUUUUUUUGCUUUUACCUAAACUUCUAACUAAUCAAAUAAGGAAAGAAACUGUCUUUUUAAAGCUUAUUUUGUGUUAGAUACUGUAUUAGAGAUCUGCAUUUAUCAUGAACUCCUUUUUUUAACUUUAUUUUCAGGAAAGUAACACAUGAAGUAGUUCAGUCGUGUCAGGAUUGUCUGGGGUGGAAUGGAACAGUCAAGUAGUUGAAAGUUUUUUUUUUAGAGAUGGAAAGUUUGUGAACUCCUGUAAAACAUGCUGUAUUUGAAAUACAUCUGUUAAAACUUAAAAACUAAAGUGUGAUUUUUUUGUUGUUAUUGUUAAAUUUAUUGACGUUUAGUCCCUUAAUCAGUGAAGGACAACCCUUAUUUAUUACCUACAGCAGUUGUAUAAUUUGCUGUUAGAAAUUCUGAUAUUGGGACAGUGGAUAAGCAGGUUAUCAUAUAGCAUAGAAUUCUUGAAAGAUACAUGUGGGGAAAAGUAGUCUCAAAUAAAAGCUAAUUUCUUUGAAAA